AUGAAGGGCCCUCUUCAUCAUCAUCUUCAGCUGGAGAUCAUGUCAACUCAUUGCUUUGUGGAGGCCUGCAGUCAAGCCCAGAAUGAUGACAGCCAAGUGAAGAGGGGAGGAGGAGAAGUGGAGCACAACCAGGCUGCAGUAAUACAGUUGUCUCCUGCACAUGAUGUCAUACAGGUUGAGAGGGCAGAAGAUGGACUGAUGAAGGUCCAGGGGAAGGAUAAGCAGUCUGUUAGGAAAGAGGGGCAGCAUAUCAAGGAGCCCCGAGGUUCUGGGCCUUACUUCUUCUUUGGAGGAGCCAAUGGGGCUAAAAUAGUGAGUGCUUACUGUGAGAGAAGAGGAUGGCAGAGGAUAUACAACAAGCAAAGGGAUGACUUCAUCCUCAAGUGGUGUGAGACCAAAUCUCCACGCACAUACCUCAAUUUCAGAGAAGGAGAACAACUAGUGUAUCAGAUCCCCAACAACAAAGUGCUCACCACCAAGAUUGGCCUGCUCAGCAGUCUGAGGGCAUAUGAGCGAGUCAGCUGCAAAGUCAACCAUGGCCAAGCGCUUAGGAAGCUGAAAAUUGAGUUUAUUCCUACAACCUUCCGUAUGGAUUUGAAGGAAGAGCGAGAGGCUUUCUUUGCUCAGCAGGAGGGUGCGAACAACAAUUUCAGUCAAAUGUGGAUCUGCAAGCCCACGGGUCUGAACCAGGGCAGAGGGAUCUUUCUGCUGAGAAGCAUGGAGGACAUUGGCACCUUGAAGCUGAAGCUGCAACACAUGGACGACCUGCGGGCCAACACGAAGAUGCUUCACCGCCAGCCUCAGGCUUACGUCGUCCAACAUUACAUCCAGAGGCCUCUGCUGUUAAGAGGAAAGAAGUUCGAUGUCCGCUCUUAUCUCCUAAUCGCAAGCACGUCACCUUACAUGGUCUUCUUUCGCCACGGAUACGUCCGACUGACCUGUGACCACUAUGACCCCAGCUCCAAUAAUCUCUCAGCCCACCUGACCAAUCAGUACAUGCAGAAGAAGAACCCUUUGUACAGCCACAUGAAGGAAGACACUGUGUGGUCCAUGGAGUGCUUCAACGCCUAUGUCAACGACUGGUUUCAGGUUGCCAAGGCUCUACCGAGGGACUGGGUGCUGGGGGCCUUCACGAGGUGCAUGCAGCAGAUCAUGACACAGUGUUUCUUUGCCGUCAAACCCAAGUUGGACCGGAGGCUGGGUUUCUUCGACCUCAUAGGUUGUGACUUCAUAGUGGACGAGGACUUCAAGGUGUGGCUUUUGGAGAUGAGCUGUAAUCCAGCUCUCCAUGUGAACUGUGAGGUGCUGAAGGAGGUGAUACCCAGCACUGUAGCGGAGACGCUGGAUUUAACUCUUGAAAUCUUCGACAAGUGCCGUCUCAGAAAGCCGAUCCUGCCUUUGGCCUGUCAGGGAGAGUUUGUGGUCUUGUAUAAUGGACUUUGUAGCUCGGAUUCCAACGAUCACAUUGAAAAAGGCCGCAAAGUCACCAAAAAGAGCCAAAAGACCAAACCCAAAAAGUCAGUGAAAUACAACGCAACUGAGACACCAUCUACAUCUCUGGACAGCCCUUCAAAACAUCGCCACCAUGUCUGCCAAGUCCUUCAGCGUCUCCUUGAGAACCGUCUCUUUGUCAAGCCUGAGAAAUGCGAAUUCCACCUUACCUCCAUGCACUUCCUGGGAUACAUUAUCGCCAAGGGACAACUACAAUCGGACCCAGCGAAGAUUCAGUCGUUGAUUGGCCCAUUCCCUCGACCCAUAAAGAGCUGCAACGUUUCCUGGGAUUUGCCAAUUUCUACCGAAGAUUCCUCCUGGACUCCUGCUGCAUCCCAAGCCAUCGAGCGCCUCAAAGAACUAUUCACCAGUGCCCCCAUCCUGAGACACCCUCUGGACCCCCCUCCAAUUUGUUGUGAAGUUGAAUACCCGUCAAGCUCGUUGGGCACUAGCCGAUUUAAUUUCAGCCUCUCCUUCCGCCCUGGUUCUCGUAACAGCAAGCCUGAUGCCCUCUCUCGCCUCCAUUCCCCCCCUUCAAACCAGAGCCCAUACUUCCUGCCUCCUUCGACGUGGGAGAUUGAACGGGUGGUUAAGGAGGCUCAGAAGUCACAACCGGAUCCCAAGACCGGACCUCCUAAUCCGUUGUUCGUGCCCAAUUCCGUGCAAUCUGACGUUCUCCAGUGGAGAUCAUCCAAUCAUCCUGCCUUUACGGUGUCUCGGGGGUUCCAGUUUCUUGUAGACUGGGAAAGGUAUGGGAAGGAGCGCUCUUGGAUCUCUAGCAAGCUCAUUCUGGAUUACUCCUUGAUUAGGGACUUUGAUGCUGAGCACCCUGAGAAGCCUGGGAGGAUGCCAGGAGGCGUCCGUUGA
Molecule: messenger RNA, 2358 nt
Organism: Phycodurus eques (leafy seadragon)
Lineage: Eukaryota; Metazoa; Chordata; Actinopteri; Syngnathiformes; Syngnathidae
Gene: ttll10
Product: tubulin tyrosine ligase-like family, member 10
Exons: 14
Coding region: 1-2358 (785 amino acids)
Biological process (GO): protein modification process
Source: RefSeq, a predicted model, not a curated record